This is a messenger RNA of Mycena indigotica, 309 nucleotides long. RefSeq names its product Glutathione-independent glyoxalase HSP31. The transcript has 3 exons. The coding region runs from base 1 to 309 and encodes 102 amino acids. Lineage: Eukaryota; Fungi; Basidiomycota; Agaricomycetes; Agaricales; Mycenaceae. The record is from RefSeq and is a predicted model, not a curated record.
AUGGCCGACGAGAACGCCAAAAAGAUCUCCGAUGUGAAUGUCGACGACUACGACGCCAUCUUCUACACUGGUGGCCAUGGUCCGACUAUAGACCUCCCAACCUAUACUCCCAACAUAGAGCUUGCCGCCAAGCUCAUCACAGGCCAUGCAGAUGGACACAGUCAAGGACGUACUGGGAGGGAAUUACGAGAAGGGAAGCCGUGGGAUGUCAAAGUUCUUGUGCAAGGAAACUUGAUCACUGGCCAGAAUCCUGCGUCGGCGUUGAGUAUGGGACAGGACUCGGAGAUUCUCAAGGCGCUUAACAACUAG